AUGCGUUUCUCCAUCGCCCUCGCUGCCACCUCCCUCCUGGCCCUCACCGAGGCCCGCAUCGUCGGCAUCAGCGUCCCCAAGACCAUCAAGCCCGGUGAGGACUUUGAGGCCAUCAUCAUCAGCGAAAACUACAUCCAGAGCGUCUACGACGUUGCCAUCGCCUUUGGCUACUCACCUGGCAAGGGCUUCCCUGGCUCUCUCGGUCAGGUCGCCGACUCUUUCUAUCUCGGUCCUGACGAGUCUAACCAGCUCCACAACUUCAACAAGACCAUCAAGAUCCCUACGGAUGCCGUCAAGGGAGAGGGUCUUGUCACUGCCUCCCUCUUCAGCCUGUACGGCGCCGCCAGCGCUCCCACCCUCAGCGACUACAAUGUUUCUGUCACCUUUGGAGACAAGACCAGCAAAGAGUACAAGGCUAGCAACAGCCAGUAA
This is a messenger RNA of Fusarium keratoplasticum, 432 nucleotides long. RefSeq lists its product as uncharacterized. The transcript is spliced from 2 exons. The record is from RefSeq and is a predicted model, not a curated record. NCBI's taxonomy places the organism in Eukaryota, Fungi, Ascomycota, Sordariomycetes, Hypocreales, Nectriaceae. The coding region runs from base 1 to 432 and encodes 143 amino acids.